Messenger RNA from Leptopilina heterotoma, 730 nucleotides. It is a transcript of the gene B9d2, whose product is annotated as B9 domain-containing protein 2. The transcript has 4 exons. The record is from RefSeq and is a predicted model, not a curated record. Gene Ontology annotation, biological process: cilium assembly. Bases 203 to 730 code for a protein of 175 amino acids. Gene Ontology annotation, cellular component: MKS complex. Lineage: Eukaryota; Metazoa; Arthropoda; Insecta; Hymenoptera; Figitidae.
AACGGAGUCAUUGUUGAAAGCGUAAACAGAGAGAAAUAACAGACAAACAAGUUUCUUUUAAUCCUGCGUAUUUUAUUUUUUUGAAUAUUAGCUUUCGUUUUUUAUUAUAAAUUUAGUGCAAAUGGUGAUUGUGUGUUUAUUUUUUCAAACAUUUUUCCAAGGACUAGAAAAGUAGAAAAAAGAAUAAGAAUGUUGCAAAAAUAUGGCAGAAUUACACAUAAUUGGCCAAAUAGCCUCUGCAAUUGACUUUGAACAAUUGCGAUUAAUGUGUAAAUGGAGCUUCCACUCUGGAACGGGUUGGAAAGUAUUGAAUGGAAAUCAAGAGGGACAAACUCAAGAAUGUUGUGAUUCUUAUACAAACGAACCAGUUUGGGAUCAUCCAUUAGAUUUACAUUACGGAACAACGUCAUUACAAAAUUCUCCAAAAUUAUUAUUACAAUUAUUUUGCCGCGACAAUUACAAUAGAAUUAUAUUUCUCGCUUACGGAGUUUGUACUGUUCCAUUAACACCUGGUUUUCACGAACUCGAAUGUCACACUUGGAAGCCAAUUGGAAAUUGGCAAGAUAGAUUAAAGGACAAAUUUCUUGGUCUGACAUUACAACUGAAGACACCAAGUAUCCUAGUGAAUACACAAGAUAGAUUUGAAUUAUUAACAGAAAGUAUGGGAGUGGUAAAGAUAAAACUUCAUAUUCUCAGUAGAAAUUUCGAAAAAUUUGGAUGUGAUCUUUAA